Molecule: messenger RNA, 2318 nt
Organism: Dioscorea cayenensis subsp. rotundata (Guinea yam)
Lineage: Eukaryota; Viridiplantae; Streptophyta; Magnoliopsida; Dioscoreales; Dioscoreaceae
Product: C2 domain-containing protein At1g53590-like
Exons: 12
Coding region: 165-2243 (692 amino acids)
Molecular function (GO): lipid binding
Source: RefSeq, a predicted model, not a curated record
GCUUCUCCAAACACCCAAUCUUGCUCUCUUUAUUAAUUGAGAGACUCGAUGAUCUCGCUUCUUCGAAUUCCAAUCUUUCUCUUUCUUUUGACCGAUAGAAUAGUGUUUGGAUUCAUUGCUCUUGCUUCAUCUUCUCGGAUUGAAGUAGUUUUUGGUGGUUUUCGAUGGAUGUAACCGAGAUUUCGAUUGUACAUCAUGUAGCUUUGGUGCUGUUGGCGCUGUGGAUCUUCGCUUAUCUUGGGUUGUUUCAUCCUGUUCUCUACUUCAUCUCUUUGAUUUAUGUUUACAGGGUUAAUGAACACUAUAACUUAAGACUACGGAGGAGAUUACAGUUCGAAGAAAGAAAGGCUGCGAGUCAGCGGAGGCUUCUUUCUGAUACAGAAUCAGUGCGGUGGUUAAAUCAUGCUGUUGCAAAGAUUUGGCCGAUAUGUAUGGAAGAAAUUGCAUCUCAACAAUUUCUCAUGCCAAUUAUACCAUGGUUCUUGGACAAAUUUAAGCCUUGGACAGCGCGGAAAGCAGUUGUUCAACACCUUUACUUGGGUAGGAACCCUCCAAUGUUCACUGAUAUGCGGGUUCUUCGUGAUUCCCCUGAUGAUGAUCACUUGGUUUUAGAACUAGGAAUGAGUUUCCUAUCUGCUGAUGACAUGAGCGCAAUACUUGCAGUCCAGUUGAGGAAAAGAGUAGGGUUUGGCAUUUCAGCAAAUAUGCAUAUGACUGGCAUGCAUAUUGAAGGAAAGAUUCUGGUGGGUGUAAAAUUUCUUAGGCAUUGGCCGUUCAUUGGGCGUGUAAGAGUAUGCUUUGUUGAACAACCAUACAUACAGUUAACAGUCAAACCAAUUUUCAGUCAUGGUAUUGAUGUUACUGAACUUCCAGGAAUUGCUGGCUGGCUAGAUAAGAUUUUGGCUGUUGCGUUUGAGCAAACUUUGGUUGAGCCAAAUAUGAUGGUAAUUGAUGUGCAAAAGUUCGUUUCGGCACCAACAGAAAACUGGUUCACCGUUGAUGAGAAACGUCCUAUAGCCUUUGCUAAGGUGGAAAUUUUAGAAGCAAAUGACAUGAAACCAUCCGAUCUUAAUGGGCUUGCAGACCCAUAUGUGAAAGGUCAGCUUGGUCCUUACAGAUUCCGGACAAAGAUUCAAAAGAAGACGUUGUCUCCCAAGUGGAUGGAGGAGUUCAAGAUACCCAUCAGCUCAUGGGAAGUUCCUAAUGUGCUAGUUCUUGAAGUUCGAGAUAAGGACCAUAUUUUUGAUGACCUACUUGGAGACUGUUCAAUAAACAUCAAUGAACUAAGGGGUGGACAAAGACAUGACAAAUGGAUAUCUUUGUGUCAUGUCAAAAUUGGAAGGCUACACUUGGCAAUAACUCUACUUGAAGGUGAAGAAGAAAAUCAAAAGGGGAAGGAAAAGGAAAAACAAGUAGAUGAAGAAGAGUCUCCCAAACGCAUGGAAUCUACUGACCCCAGGCCAAGUUCUGUGAGUGAAGACUACUCCAAUGUUGAAACACCCAUGGAUAAAAGUAAGAAAAUGGCAGAUGAGUUUGAGGCUGUUGACAUCGAGGGGCAAGAGAAGACCGGAAUUUGGGUACAUCAUCCUGGAAGUGAUGUUUCCCAGACAUGGGAACCGAGAAAAGGACGCGUUUUACGUACAGAAACAACUCAACUUUAUAGCGAGGACAACAGCAAUAACAGCCCACGCUCUGCUUGCUCGUCGAGUGAGAACAGCAUUGAUGAAAAUACUUCUGGAAAUAGGAGUCAUAAGCCGGGGACAAGGACGAUACGUAAAGGUUUACACAAAAUUGGCUCCAUGUUUCGUAAAACCUCAAAGAAUGACAAUCUUAGCUUGAAGAAUCAAAGUCCAAGACCGAACGAUGACUCUGUCCUUCCAUCACCUGGCCCUAACCUUCGUGCAGUCGGUGACCAUGGCAGUGCAGUCAAACUUAUUGUCGAUGAUGCAUGUGUUGAAAACAUCAGAGAUGAAAUGCAAGAUCAGAAGAGUGAAGUUAAAGUGAAAACUUCAAAGCAAGGAAGUGGGAAAUUAGGACACAUUAAGAGUUCACUGGGCAGGAAGAGUUCAAAGAAAUUGACAGAAGAAGCUGUUGAUAUGGCUGAUAAUGAUAGUUCUCAUGGUGGUAUAAAUUCAUCAAAUGAUUCAAUGAAACAUCCAUUUGUGGUUGAAGGUGCCUCCAUUGAUGCUACUUCAUUGUGUGCUCAUGAUGAGAAAUCUGGGAAUAAUGUGGAUGAAAUUUAGAGAAUGUAAUGUUCUUUUGGAAUUUAUGUUCUGUAAAUUGUGUAAUUUUGCUUACUCUUGUUGAUGUUGAUCUUG